Molecule: messenger RNA, 1559 nt
Organism: Rosa chinensis
Lineage: Eukaryota; Viridiplantae; Streptophyta; Magnoliopsida; Rosales; Rosaceae
Product: dof zinc finger protein DOF5.7
Exons: 2
Coding region: 195-1271 (358 amino acids)
Biological process (GO): regulation of DNA-templated transcription
Molecular function (GO): DNA-binding transcription factor activity; DNA binding
Source: RefSeq, a predicted model, not a curated record
UUCUUCUUGUUGUGGCUCCCUUUAUUCUGCCAGCCGCUGAUCGUUUUCAGAUCAUCUAGUUCCCUCUUGUCUCUACUCACUCUCUCUCUGCCCUCUAGCUCUCUCCACACCCACCAUAUAAAUACAGAGAAACCGACUUCUUCUUUCUGGUUUGCUUUACACCCCCACCACAACCCCAUUUUGAUUGCACCCCAAUGAUGUCCUCCGACAACACGCCGGCGAAAAAGCCGGCAGACGACACCCAACAAGGAGGAGGAGGAUCAGGCAACAGCCGCAAAACGACAUCGUCCAAGGCCCCGCCGGAGCAAGCCCUCAAGUGUCCGAGAUGUGAUUCCCCAAACACAAAGUUCUGCUACUACAACAACUACAGCCUGACGCAGCCCAGACACUUCUGUAAGACCUGCAGGCGUUACUGGACCAAAGGCGGAGCGUUACGCAACGUCCCCAUCGGCGGCGGCUGCCGGAAAAACAAGAGAGUAAGGUCGUCAUCUUCCCGACUCUCCUGCAGCCUCGACUCCAAAGACUCCGGCGACUCGGCCUCUGACCACAUGGGUCUCAAGUUCUUUCACGGCAUUUCCCCCGCCAUGGAUUUCCAGCUCGGCGGCCUCUCCUUGCCUAGACUCAACCACCACCCUUCUUCUUCUUCAGCAGUUGUAACCGCCCUUUACAAUAACAACAACAGCCAGUUCUCUCCAUACGGUGACGUUUCGGUUACUUCUGGCCUGACUCUUGAUCCCUCAGGUGGUGCUUCCGGGAAUAGUUCCUUUAUGGGUUUUAAUUAUCCUCUCACUUUAGGCAGUGGAAGCGGCGGCGGGGUUGGGUUUCAACAGAACAACAUGAACAGUUCCAUGAGUGUUCAUAGCAGUCUUGCUUCUUCUAUUGAGUCCCUUAGUUCUAUCAACCAAGACCUUCACUGGAAAUUACAGCAGCAGAGGCUGUCCAUGUUGUUUGGUACUACUAUCGCCGGUGAUAGUCAGACACAGCCGUCUCAUAAAGAUAUGCAGAUGAAUGAUCUCGAGAAAAAUCAGACAGCGCCUAUUUUGUUUCAGAAUCUGGAGAUUUCGAAACCGAAAGAGUCUACUGGAGGAGGAGAUACGGCUGCGACGGAGUGGUUCUUUGGGAACUCUUACGCACCGCCACCGCCGGUGACACCUACUCCGACCAACAGUGGCGGCAACGGAGGAGGAAACGAGAACAAUGCGGGUAACUGGAAUACUCAUGGAGUUGUUCAAGCGUGGGGUGAUUUGCAGCAAUACAAUGCCUUGCCCUAGAGGACUAAGCAUCAAGAGAGGUAGCUAAACACAAUUUUAAAAAGCAUGAUCAUGAUCAUGAAGAAGAAAAUGGGGAAAUUAUAUUAUUGGUUUUGAAAUAUUAUCUGAGAAAGAUACCCAUUUUGGCAUAUGUUAAUUUGUGUUUUGGUUUUUUCUUGUGUUGAUAUGAAAGUGUAAAAGCUAAUUGACUAGUCUCUUAACAAUGCAAAAGAAGAAAUUAGUCUUACUACUUUUCCCCUUAAUUCAUGUUUAUAUGCAUGGUUGAUGAACAUCUGAUUAUUAAACUUU